Venturia canescens is the source of this 1689-nucleotide messenger RNA. RefSeq names its product coiled-coil domain-containing protein 8 homolog. The record is from RefSeq and is a predicted model, not a curated record. Bases 109 to 1149 code for a protein of 346 amino acids. Lineage: Eukaryota; Metazoa; Arthropoda; Insecta; Hymenoptera; Ichneumonidae. The transcript is spliced from 2 exons.
CCCUCUCAGAGCAAGGACAGCUCUAAUUCACGAGCUACUUUACCAACGCACGUCAUCGAAAUACCCUCCUGGCGAUUUUAUUCGGACGGUAGAAAAACCAACGGGACAAUGAAGUUCCUCGUGAUUCUGGCCUGCGCGAGUUUGGCGCUGGCGGCACCGGGCAGAAAAUCGUCGAAAGCUGAGAGCCGCAAACCCCGGGAGCAGUACGCGAGCCCAUACGCGGAUUACGGCGCAUACGAGUACGCCGGGCUAGCGGAGCUUCCGGUGUUACCGAGCCAUUACGGCGAUGCGGCUCCAUCGGCGUCCUUCGGUUCAGGAGCGUCGCACGCAGCUUUGGCUCACGGUCACGGGCCCGCGCGUCACGUUGGUUUCAGCGCUGGUGGUGGAUUGGUCAGCAUAGCGCGCGGGGCCGCCGACCAGGCGCACAAUUCGGUCGCGAAUCAGCAUUCCGCAGCGGGGCAAGCUGCCUACGUAGCUAAGAAUCAAUUGGCUCAGAGCGCGGCUCAAUCGGCGGCAACCGCGGCGGCUGCUCUCGCCGGUAAGCAAGUUAUUCUCGCGGGCCUGGAGCAGCAAUCGCGCGACGCUCACGUUGCGGUUGACGGCGAAAAGAUGCAGCUUCAGCAAGCCCAGCGCGCCGCUACCGCCGCCCAAAACUCGGCUCAACAAGCCGCUCAUCAACUGCAGGUCGUGACCGCGGCGAUGAACGCCGCCCAAGCAACUUCGGACCACGCCGCACAAGCGGCGGCCGAAGCUGCUGCGGAACUCGCCGCCCAAACUUCCAUGGUCGGCCAGGCCAAAGCUCGCGCUCAAACCAUCGAUGAACAACUCGCCGCAACCCGACUCGACUUCGAAGCGACCCGAGCUGCCUCCGAAAAGGCCGCAGCUGCGGCUCAACUCGCCCAAAACAACGCCGCCGCUGCAGCUGCCCAUGCCGCCGAAGCUGGCGCACAUGCCACCGCUAACCAAGUCUCGAGCCUCCCUGCACUUCCGGUCGACAGCCACGAAACUGACGGCCACGAAAUUGUCGCUCAUCCUUCCGUGCCCCAAGGACACGAACUUCAACUUCAACAUCAUCACAAUUCCAUCCUCACCUCCGUACCGGCGGCUCCUCUUCAUACCGAUUCCUACGACUACAAAGAAUACUAUUGAGUCCGAAUAACGUUUUUUUUUAACUAUUGAAUCUCCGCUUUUUUUACGAAAACUUUAAUAUCGAAAAUAAGUUAUAGUCGUGACGAUUCUAAUGAGGACGUCGUGAAAAUGAGGAUCACCCGAACCCAGUCCGUCCUGGGCCAUCCUAAUCGCCAUUUUGCAAUUGUCUGCAGCAUAAUCCUCAAAAUCCCUGUUGAGCCGAUUUGUUUUUUACGGAAACGAGGGAAGCAAGUAAGCUCGUGACAUCUCUGGAGCGUGAAAUAAAAUAUGGAGAGGACGAAAUAAAGUGUGUCAAUGACGGCAACUCUCGUUUUGAGAGUUAUCAUAUUUUUAGAUAUUUCUUUCACAACCUUUCCAAACAUUUUGAGUUUUUAAAAAUACUCUUCGAAUUAUACAAUGAUCAUUUGAAUUUCAUAUUUUUGUCGGUUAUUUAAAUUUACAUCGCAGCACUAACAAAAGUCACGACUACUGUUCGACGUUUCGUUUUGUUGAAUCUGUCUUUCGAGAAAACAAAUGAAUAAAUUUACCAAGACAGUGACA